CAAACUAUGUUAGCAACUCCGACAAGAUUCGUUGCUUUAACAAACCCAUUCCGAUCUUCUUCCACUAAGAUUCCGAUCUCCGUUUCUCUCUUUCCCGAAGCUUUUCUUCACAAACCAUUGACCAGAGCUUCAGUACAUCUUCGUUUCGUAGCGACGAUGUCGACCCCUGCCGCUGCCGUCUACGCAACCAUCACGCACGUCAUUUUCGACAUGGAUGGUCUCCUUCUCGAUACGGAGAAGUUUUACACUGAAGUUCAGGAAAAGAUUCUUGCUAGAUACAAUAAAACAUUUGAUUGGUCUUUGAAGGCGAAGAUGAUGGGGAGAAAAGCCAUUGAAGCUGCUAGGCUUUUCGUCGACGAAAGUGGAAUCAGUGACUCUCUUUCAGCUGAAGAUUUCAUUGUAGAGAGAGAGUCAAUGUUGCAAGGCCUCUUCCCUACAAGUGACCUAAUGCCUGGAGCUAGCCGACUUCUCAGACAUCUCCAUGGGAAAGGAAUUCCAAUUUGUAUAGCCACGGGAACACACACACGACAUUUUGAUCUCAAAACACAGAGACACCGUGAGCUUUUCUCGUUGAUGCAUCACGUCGUUCGUGGAGAUGACCCAGAGGUGAAGGAAGGGAAACCUGCGCCAGAUGGCUUUCUUGCUGCAUCCAGGAGGUUUGAGGACGGUCCUGUAGAUCCACGGAAGGUUCUGGUUUUUGAGGAUGCACCUUCUGGAGUCCAGGCAGCUAUAAACGCUGGAAUGAAUGUGAUAAUGGUACCGGAUCCAAGAUUAGAUAAGUCUUACUGCGGUGCAGCGGACCAAGUUCUGGCCUCUCUGCUAGAUUUCAAACCAGAGGAAUGGGGCUUACCUUCCUUCCAGGAUUCACACAACUAAACCUUUAAGCUUUUCAAAGUAACGUUAUCCUCAAUCUAACGAUACUUGACUGGUUGACUUUGAUUCUUUAGCAGAUUCAAGCCUGUACGUGUACCCUAUACUAGAAAGAUCAUUGCAAAUUGUAGUUCUUAUUGGUGUCAUUUGAAAUAAAAUAUUACUUUCUAAUACAAUUCUUCUAUUUUAUACA
Molecule: messenger RNA, 1063 nt
Organism: Capsella rubella
Lineage: Eukaryota; Viridiplantae; Streptophyta; Magnoliopsida; Brassicales; Brassicaceae
Product: (DL)-glycerol-3-phosphatase 1, mitochondrial
Exons: 6
Coding region: 7-876 (289 amino acids)
Biological process (GO): glycerol biosynthetic process
Molecular function (GO): sn-glycerol 3-phosphatase activity
Source: RefSeq, a predicted model, not a curated record